Molecule: messenger RNA, 1158 nt
Organism: Pipistrellus nathusii (Nathusius's pipistrelle)
Lineage: Eukaryota; Metazoa; Chordata; Mammalia; Chiroptera; Vespertilionidae
Source: the annotation of a GenBank genome assembly
AUGCCCCUCAGCCUCUUCCAGCGCCUCCUCCUCGCCGCCCUGCUGCUGCUGCUGGUCUGGGCCCUCCUCGGGCCCGCGGGCAUCGGGGAGGAGCUGCUGAGCCUCUCGCUGGCGUCCCUGCUCCCAGCACCGGCCUCGCCGGGGCCGCCCCUGGCCCUGCCGCGCCUCCUGAUCGCCAACGAGGGCGCCUGCAGCGGCCCCGGCGGCCCCCCCUUCCUGCUCAUCCUGGUGACCUCGGCCCCCCCGAACCUCAACCAAAGGAACGCCAUUCGGGCCUCGUGGGGCGGGCAGCGCGAGGCCCGCGGGCUCGGGGUGCGGACGCUCUUCCUCCUGGGAGAGCCGGGCGGGCGGCCUCCCGGCUCCCAUGAGGACGACCUGGAACGCGAGUCAGCGGCCCAGGGGGACAUCGUGCAGGCGGCCUUCCGGGACUCCUACCGCAACCUGACCCUCAAGACGCUCAGCGGGCUGAGCUGGGCGGACAAGCACUGCCCCAUGGCCCGCUACGUCCUCAAGACGGACGACGAUGUGUUUGUCAACGUUCCAGAACUGGUAUCAGAGCUGGUCCGGCGAGGGGGCCAUCGGGAGCAACGGGAGCGGGGCAUGGCGCCCCGGAGAGGGGCUGAGGCCGGAGAUGCAGGGUGGAAAGGAGGCAGCCCCUCGCCGGUGAGGCAGCCCACGCCUCCACUGUACCUGGGCCGCGUGCACUGGCGGGUGUACCCCAUUCGGACUCCAGGGAGCAAGCACCAACUAUCAGAGGAGCAGUGGCCUGCCAGCUGGGGCCCUUUCCCACCCUACGCCUCGGGCACAGGGUAUGUGUUGUCGGCUUCCGCUGUGCAGCUCAUCCUCAAAGUGGCCAGCGGGGCACAUUUUCUGCCCCUGGAAGAUGUCUUUGUGGGGAUAAGUGCCCGACGAGGAGGCCUCACCCCAACCUCCUGUGUCAAGUUGGCUGGUGCCACCCACUAUCCCCUGGACCGGUGCUGCUAUGGGAAAUUCCUGCUGACGUCCCACAAGGUGGACCCCUGGAAGAUGCAGGAAGCCUGGAAGCUGGUGGGGGGCUCCGAUGGGGAAAGGACUGCACCCUUCUGCUCCUGGCUCCAGGGGGUCCUGGGCAUCCUGCGGUGUCGGGUAAUAGCCUGGUUUCACAGCUUCACAGCCUGA